Sclerotinia trifoliorum is the source of this 453-nucleotide messenger RNA. The record is from the annotation of a GenBank genome assembly. Lineage: Eukaryota; Fungi; Ascomycota; Leotiomycetes; Helotiales; Sclerotiniaceae.
AUGUCUUCCCAGUCAAGUCAAUUACCAAUUCGCGAAUACAACAAGCAAAGUGUAAAUGAUUUCGAGGGUCAGCAAUACGGAGAAAGCGCAACCCGAGCCAGCGCAGCUCGAGCCAGCGACAAUGAUCCUCAAUAUCGGAAAACUGACACCAGUAAUGGAUAUCAAGCUGGACGUCAACCUUCUCCACGCCAAGAUGCCACGGGUAAGCGCCCAUUAUUGAAGAAAAAGCAUAAGGCAUCCAGACAUAAAAAGUUUAAAGAAGAGGCAGAAGAGGAUAAAGAGGUUGCGAAUAGAGUUCAUUAUAAGGUUGGUGGCUCUGGUGGUGGAGAAAGAGAUAAUGAAGCCAAAAACUUUGAGCAGAGAAGAGCCCUUCUUAUUGAGAAGAAUAGGGCAGCAGAAAAGGAAGAGAAUGAGAAACAAAGAAAUAUGGGACAUUAUUUUGAGGAAGAUUAG